AUGGCAGAGGAGGUGAUCAAGGCGCAGGCACCGCCGGCAGCGCGUCAAACCCUGGAUGAGGCGUAUGCCGAGCCGGAUAACUUUCUGGAGAUUGAUGUGACCAACCCUCAGACGCAUGGCUUUGGUAACAAGCGGUACACCGAUUAUGAAGUUCGUGUCAAGACCAACCUGCCCAUCUUCAAGCUGAAGGAGUCGCAGGUCCGCCGUCGCUACAGCGACUUUGACUGGCUGCGCGCAGAGCUUGAACGUGAUAGCAAGAUCAUGCUCCCCCCUCUGCCCCCCAAGGCGCUCUCCCGGCAGAUGCCCUGGGUCAGCGAAGAAAAGGGCAUUUUCGCGCAAGAGUUUAUUGAGGAGCGCUGCACCGGCCUCGAAUCCUUCAUCAACAAAAUCGCGGGACAUCCUUUGGCACAGAAUCAAAAGUGCCUUCACAUGUUCUUGCAAGAGCCCCACAUUGACAAGAGCUAUGCGCCGGGCCUUGUCAAGGCUAAGCGAAAAUAAGCUGCCUGUUUGCGACUGCAUCCUCUCUGCUCCGAUCAGUUCCCUUCACACAUGCGCCAUCUGAAGACAGGCCCGCUUGGUGAUGCGGCCCCUUGUCCAUUUGCUUUUUCCUCUUCCCGUUUGUCCCCGUUUGUCCCCAUUUGCCCGUGAUUUUG
Messenger RNA from Monosiga brevicollis MX1, 653 nucleotides. RefSeq lists its product as uncharacterized. Gene Ontology annotation, cellular component: early endosome membrane; retromer complex. The coding region runs from base 1 to 498 and encodes 165 amino acids. Gene Ontology annotation, biological process: endocytic recycling; late endosome to Golgi transport. Gene Ontology annotation, molecular function: phosphatidylinositol-3-phosphate binding. The transcript is spliced from 5 exons. The record is from RefSeq and is a predicted model, not a curated record. Lineage: Eukaryota; Choanoflagellata; Craspedida; Salpingoecidae.